Molecule: messenger RNA, 201 nt
Organism: Penicillium samsonianum
Lineage: Eukaryota; Fungi; Ascomycota; Eurotiomycetes; Eurotiales; Aspergillaceae
Exons: 2
Coding region: 1-201 (66 amino acids)
Source: RefSeq, a predicted model, not a curated record
AUGAAGUCCAACUUCCUCAUCGCGCUCUUCAGCUUGGCUCUGGCCGCUAUUGCUGCCCCUACCGGUCCUGGCGGACUUGGCGGCGGCGGCGGUGGCGGCGGCUCAAUCGGCGGAGGCCUCGGUGGUGGCUUUGGAGGUGGCUUCGGCGCUGGUUCUGGAGCCGGUGCUGGUCUUGGUGCUGGUGCUGGCGAGGGGAACUAA